CGCGCCAAAUUUCAAAGGACUUCCUCCUGGGAGGAAAGAAGAAAAGCUGCUCGCAGCAGUCGAACAAUGGCGACACAUUUAUAUAUAAUAGGAAAUAAAUACCAAUAAGUUCGUCCGAGUCGGAGUUCGGGAGGAAAAUCCGUUCGCGGACGAGCGGAACGACUCUUUUUAGAGGAAUGAUUCACAGGAAGUCGGUGUCGUGUCAUUGUUGUAAGUCCUGCUCUGACUUUCAUUCUGCCCCACCAGGAACCAGCGACGAUCAGAAAGCUUAGAGGAGACUUCACUCCUCAGAUUAGCUGCUUUUGCUGCUAAUGCGUCCGAACCGAGCCUAACAUGUUCAGAAGUCAAAGAUAAAUGCAGUUUCAGAGGCAGGGGCAACGUUUUCUCUUCAUGUGGUUCAUGCCGCUGGUGUCUGGAUCCCAUGAAGCACGAUGCGCGUUUCAGAGACCAAAAUGAUAUCAGCAGCUGUUACUUCCUAUUUGGUUUGAAUCAGCUGGAUUUUAAUCAGAUUUCCUCCCUCAAACAAACACAACAAGACUUUCUUUGGCAUCUUUCUCCAAACCCGGAAUUCUUAAAUGUUUGGCUGCAGGCGGAUUUGCUUACAGCUGUUGUUUUUACAGCUCCGUCUCGUGUUUGCAGAGCUGUGACACACCUGCCGUCCACGUCCCAGCUGCUCUUUAUGUUUGAACUCGCAGCUUUAUCGUCUCCACUCAGCGGGGGGAUUCAGUCCGUUUGAGUCGGGGCUCAUAAAGUAGAGCCGGAGCUCAUUUUCACUCCUCACUGUCUCAUCCGCAGAGCCAAGUCCUCAUUACUCAUUCAUGUAUUCACAGCAGAGCAGCAGCAGCUCGCCACACUAAUGCAAACACCUGCUGGUGGAAGCUGCUCCACCUGCCUGUGACCUCUCCUACAGUCUGACAGCUUUCAUGUCGGCUCUCAGCUCGACCUGCUCACACGCGUUCAGUCUGGUUUAGCUCCGAGUCUUUACGGAAAUGGAACGCAGCCUGCUGUAAGCAGGGCCUGACACAGAUCGGGGGUGGCCUCGAGGCGAGGGAGAGAGGGGGCCCCAGAUAAUCCACAGCCAUGCUGUGUGGUGCACAGCCGUGCUUCCAGCUGCUUCGGAUCGGGUUGUCGUCGGGCGACUCGGCGAGGGACCUGUACACAUUCCGACCUGCGCGGAACCACUCUGUGUUCCGUCUGGGUCGAGCGUCGGAGCUGUGCGACGUGACGCUGGAGUCGGCGUCGGUGUCGCGCAUCCACGCCGAGCUGCACGCCGAGAAGGAGGCCAGUGGAGCGGAGGGAGAGCAGCUGCAGCAGCAGGAGGAGGGCUGGAAGGUUCACCUUGAAGACAGGAGCAGUCAUGGAACGUGGGUGAACGACGUGCGUCUCCAGCCGGGCGUCCUGUGGGAACUCUCAGACGGGGACACGCUCACCUUCGGGGGCCAUUCGGCCCCUGGAAGCCCCGAGUUCUACUUCCUGUUCCAGAAGGUCAAAGUUCGUCCUCUGGACUUUGAUGCCAUCACCAUUCCUAAAGCAGGGACCUUUUCUUCCGACUUACAGAACCGGAUCAGAACCAACCUGGACCGUAAAGUCACCGCUAACCUGGACCUCUCCAAGAUGUCCAUCAACCGGGCCACGGUCAUCCUGAACUCCAUCGGCAGCCUGAGCAAGAUGAAGGGCAGCGCCUGGACCUUCCAGAGGAACCGCAGCCAGGAGGGGGCCGCCUCCGACCCGGGAACCUCCUCUUCCUCCUCUCCUGUGAGCUUCACCUCGCUCAUCCCUUCCUCUGCUCCUCCCUCGUUCUCCUCUGAGGCCUCGGCGCCGCCGGCCAAGCCGCUGCAGGCCGCCCCCAGGAGCAGGAGGAAGUCGGCGCACACGGUCCUGCUGGAGGACGACAGCUCGGACGAGCCUAAGGAUCGGGAAGCUGUGGGCGGAGCCAUGGAGGACGAAACGAGGUCGAGGCCGAAAAAAAGGAGGAGGCUCUACAAGUCCGAGUCUGAAGGUUUCAGCUCCCCUCCUCCUCCUCCGCUGCAGCCGAAGCUCCACAGCGACAUCCGCCGGCCGCUGGCGACCAAGCCUUUCCCCGUGGGGAUCCGCACCAUCGGCAGCUUCCACGGCGCCAUGACCAACAGCAGACUGAACCAGCAGCUCCUCCAGACCUCCUUCCCCAACGUGGUUCCUCACAAACAGGAAGUGGAGGUGAACCGGCGAGUCAAAACGGUGCUGCACGGAAACAUCUCCGCGUUCCGCCAACAGAAAUCUGCCAACGCUUCACCGACUGCGCAGAGGGGCAGGCGGCGGGCCAACAGCUCGCCGGUCUUCUCCCCCCUGGUGGUGGGAGGCGAGAACUACAACCUGGCGUCGCCCACGAUGCGGAUCCGGACAGAAGAAAGAGGGCGGGUCCAGUUCAGCCGAUUCCAUCACCAAGCAACGAAACGACGAGGUCGCCCCAGGAAGCACCCCCUCCCUCCACGGCCCUCACUGCCUUCUCCAUCCUCUUCCUCGUCCUCUUCCACCUCCUCGGCCUCCUCCUCCUCCGGCUCCUCCUCGUCCUCCUCGUCAGAAGAGGACGAUGACGAGGAUGAAGAUGAGGCGACGUCGGUCGGGACGGUGGAUCAGUGUGCGGCCCCGCGGUGCCGGCUGCCCCAGCAGGACACGGUCCAGUGGAUCCAGUGUGACGUCUGCGACGCCUGGUUCCACAUAGACUGUCUCCACGUGGACAGGAAGAAGAUCCUGACGGACCCAAACGCCGACUUCCACUGCGGCUGUCGCUGAUGGGGACACGCCCAUCGGGUCAUCAACGCUCCGUUUUCACCCCUUCAUGUUUUCAUUUUGAGUCAUAACACGGGAAACUGGCCCUAAAAUCCUGGAAUCCCGUUUGAUCUGCAUCCGGAGGACAGAAGGACGUCCUCUGUCCCUCUCAGGCUGCCAUCAAACGUCCCUGCUCAGGCUUCACUAGGACUGCUGCAGCGGGGAGUUCAGGACGAGGACACCUGAUGAAAUCUUUUAGCGCCGUCUCGCUGCCGACCACGGGAAGAUUAAUGACACGUUCCCAAACCGGAUAAACUUCCUCAGACGUCUUCCUCGGCGCUCCGACCCAUUUAGGCUCCGUUUGCUUACCUCAGACUUCUGUUUGAUGCUUGAAGGUGAAUGAAAUCCCAGGAGGUGCGUCGGCAGCUGGGAUGACGGUCGGAUAUUUGGGAGCACUUCUGUGGGAUUUGGGAAGAUUUCUCCUUAUUAAACUAAAAUCAGAGCUCCCGAUCUGACCGGAAUUCUGUUACGGGGCCGUCCCGUUGGUUCUGGCAUCCUCUAACAGACACUUCACACUACUGACCUGCGAUUCUGACUUCACCUGAAUGUACACACACACACACACACACACACACACACACGUUUAUGGAAUUCCAGGACCUGCUUUUGUUUCUAAUCCCGCGCUGCUUCCCUGAUCUCCUACGGCUCUUUUUCUCAGAAUUUCUGCUGGAAAUGUUGUAAAAGCCGGCGUUUGGGUUUGUGAAGCACGAAAACGGAAAAAACUCCAAAAAUAAUAGUUGAGAUGUAACUUAAAUGAGAAAAUAAUAGAAAUAUAUAUUUUUAUGUGUUUAUGAGCGUUUGUAGGGACAACAACACACUUCCUAACUCUGCCUGCUGGUUAAAUCAGAUUAGUAAAAACAUGGCUGCCUCCUGGCCUUAAUCUGGUCAAUAAGCUGAAACCCGUCAGAAUAAAAGCAUUUAGUCCUUAAAAGAAACGUUUAUUAUUUCUGUUUGUUUAAUGGAUUUUUACCAUUUAGAAGCAUUUUUGUGUAAAUGUUCAAAGAAAUGUACUUUCUUUGGGAUUGAUGAGCUAACGGCUAGUCAGCUGACCCACAUCCCAGCCUUCUGGUUUCAGAAAUACAUUUUCUUUACUAAUUUAAAUAUGAGCAGCAUCUAAAACAAACGUGUGAUGCACUCGAGGUCGAGUGUGAGGUAAAAAUGUGUUAAAAUCCCUGUUUGCUUCAAAACUGGGAGAAGUUUAAAUGUUUUAUUCUGUAAAUUAGUUUUAGAAACCUUCACUCUUUCAUCAGGUUCAUUUUGGUUUGAUUCGACUCCUGGAUGCAUUUAAGAGAAAAAUUCUGCUUUUGAUGUUUACGCAGAAUUUCAUGUAAAUAACUUUAAUGUGAAACUGACUCUGAUGUAAAGAUUCGUAAAAUAAAAGCGUCUGUGAGCUUUGGGAGACAACAUGGUUCUAGCUGUUAGCACAUUAAUCCUUAGUUAAAUGUUCUCCAUUUCUCUGAACUGAGGCCGUUCAGGAAUUUACAGCAUUGAGAUGAAAAUGAUUCAGUUUAAAACUUUUACAACAAAACACUUAAAAUGUCCUUUUAUAAAUAGUUUAGCAGCUUAAAGGCUCCAAAUUCAGCAGCAAUGUAUUUUUUUUAUAAAAGAUAUAUUUUUUAAAUGUAAUAAUUUUGCUUCUGGCUAAAAGUAAAUUACAAAUGAACAUGAUGACUUCAUAAUAACCAGAUUGAACCUGUUCAGCUGCAAUGUAAAUAAAAAUAAAUGAUUCCUCAUGAA
Molecule: messenger RNA, 4545 nt
Organism: Nothobranchius furzeri (turquoise killifish)
Lineage: Eukaryota; Metazoa; Chordata; Actinopteri; Cyprinodontiformes; Nothobranchiidae
Source: RefSeq, a predicted model, not a curated record